Gigantopelta aegis is the source of this 1572-nucleotide messenger RNA. RefSeq lists its product as uncharacterized. Lineage: Eukaryota; Metazoa; Mollusca; Gastropoda; Neomphalida; Peltospiridae. The transcript has 3 exons. The coding region runs from base 215 to 586 and encodes 123 amino acids. The record is from RefSeq and is a predicted model, not a curated record.
UUCAGGUUGGUAUGGAGAAAACUGUACAGAAAGAUGCAUAAACUGUGGACAGGACGGCUGUAAUAAAACAACAGGUAUUUGUAUUGAAUGUAAAAGUUAUUAUUGUGGAACAAACUGCACAGAAACUUGUCCGAAGACUUGUUCCAGGAGACGCAAGAAAAGAAGUGUAUGCCACCGUGACACUCGGCAUUGUUUGAGUGGCUGUCAAAAAGGGAUGUGGGGUGAUCGCUGCGAUAUCCCAUGCAGCAAAGGAUGUUUGAAUCGUGACUGUCGUUUCGAUGGUAUCUGUCACUGCAGACCUGGAUACACUGGUUCAGAAUGUAUAGCACCGCGAAUGGAUGAAGAAUUACCUGUAGCCGAUCCAACAAGUAUAACAAGUGCAACUGAUAACUAUAAUGGACUGAAUACACAUCAAGAUGGUGUUUCCAAACCAGGGUUUUAUGUACUUCUUUGUACUACAGUUAUCUUGAUUUUGAUAACAAUGAUGCUGUCAUUUCUGUUGGUCUACAGGUUGAGAACAUACAAGAGGAAAUAUGCCAGAGAUCUAGAGGAUAUGCUGCAAAGAGAUACCUUUUGCAGGAAAUAGACCACUCCUAUGUAAGACAUACUUUUGAAAAUUGCGUGAACGAUCAUUGAUUAUCACGUGUUUGAAAACAUCUUGUUUAAACAAAAUGAGUUACCUGGCAUUUUAAAGGAACAUUUUCAAUUCUCAGAGGACUGCUAUAAACAAGUACAGGGGUGUAACCGAGUUUUAAUAACCAGUCAUAUCAAGGGAAAGAUAAGUAUUACUGGCAAAGAAACAGCAUUUGAUCCCAGAAUAUUACCUACACAUACCCUGUUGUAAUGCCCCAAAUCUUGACCCACCGUGUGGAAUUACUAUAAAUGUCCAUGUACCAUAUGUAAAUAGCACAAAUGUUAACUCACCUUAUGUUUGUUCAGCAAAUGUCGAUGCAUCAACUGUAAAUAUUUUAUAAAAAUGUUGACUCACCUUAUAAUACAUAAACUGCACAAUAAUGCUAAACGUAUGAACGAAGCUGAUCACUGAAUAAACAAAAAGAGAGGCAAAUAUGUAAUCUAUUGGAUGUCAAACUGUGGUAAAGAUUACUUAAAAUAAACACGUACAAGACACAUUUGAUAGACAGACAAACGGACAGACGGACAUACAGAUCGGCAGGAGACUAACAAGUAUUACAGUGUCACAUGCUGUACAUAAACCAUGUAAUAUAAAUAUAUGUAUGCAGAGGUUAAAAGAUGCAGCAUCCGGUCAAACGGCCUACGAGACACUCGAAACAUUUAGAAUUCUAAAAUAUUUUAAAAUACAUUGUGCUAACUACUAAGUAAAACAAUUUAAUGUGGUUGUUAUAGAAUAUAAUACUGAUGCUAAAUUUGAUUUGGGUUAUUCAAUAAAAGAAAUCAUAAAAUUGUUAUACACUAAGUUUUUUUCUCUUGAACAUGGUUAAAAGAGUAGUUUAACCAAGUUGCCAGAACACAGAAGUGAUUUAAACUGGCCCAUAGGUCUUAAUUCAAGAACGUUAGGGUGUAUUAUAGAGGCUGCAUCCCAUAACUUCAUUC